Messenger RNA from Chanos chanos (milkfish), 1437 nucleotides. RefSeq names its product mitochondrial methionyl-tRNA formyltransferase (gene mtfmt). Lineage: Eukaryota; Metazoa; Chordata; Actinopteri; Gonorynchiformes; Chanidae. Gene Ontology annotation, biological process: biosynthetic process; conversion of methionyl-tRNA to N-formyl-methionyl-tRNA. The transcript is spliced from 9 exons. The coding region runs from base 129 to 1346 and encodes 405 amino acids. Gene Ontology annotation, cellular component: mitochondrion. Gene Ontology annotation, molecular function: methionyl-tRNA formyltransferase activity. The record is from RefSeq and is a predicted model, not a curated record.
AUACGACUAAUGUUUCUGAAGCGCGCAAGUACAACUCUAAGUGAAUAGGACUCUUAUGUUUGAGUGACCCUUCAAACUUGAUGUGAUAUUAGCCUCCGCUAACUCUGAAUCAAGCUCAACCAUAAGUCAUGUGGAACUUGAAUCAUCUGAAAAUGAAGGGCAACGGAAUCAAGAUUUUACGUGGAGUUUGCAAUUAUUAUACAAAGGGGAGAACUGAAGCACGGAUAUGGGAAGGGUGCAUUAACCAUGGUACAUAUUCGCUCUCCACUGUUAGAUCCUAUGUAACCAAAGGAUAUUCAGCGAAGCCACCUUGGCGAAUAUUGUUCUUUGGAAGUGACGAUUUUGCUGUGGAAUCUUUGAAACGGCUUCAUGCCUCUAGGCAAGACACCAAGGACCGAGUUGUGGAAUCACUUGAAGUGGUCACGUUAAGCAAAGAUGUCCCUGUGCGAAAGUAUGCUGUCCUCAACAAGCUACCGGUUCAUGACUGGCCAAAAGUCGACAUACAUGGACAGUUUGACGUGGGUGUGGUGGUGUCUUUUGGUUGCUUACUUCAGGAAAAUCUCAUCAGUCAACUGCCAUAUGGAAUUCUCAAUGUUCACCCUAGCCUGUUGCCAAGGUGGCGAGGGUCAGCUCCUGUUUUUCACACAAUUCUACAUGGUGACAAAGAAACUGGAGUUACCAUCAUGCAGAUAAGGCCUAAGAGGUUUGAUGUUGGCCCUGUACUCCAUCAGGAGGUAUAUCAGGUCCCUGAGAGAUGCACAGCAGAUGAACUCGGAGCUUCUUUAGCCGUUCUGGGGGCACGACUGCUAAUCGACACAUUGAAGAACUUGCCAGAGCGACUAGCCAACAGAAAGGAGCAAUCAAAGGAAGGUGCAACAUUUGCUCCUAAAAUCAAGUCCUCAAUGAGUUGGAUUGUAUGGGAGGAACAGACUUGUGCCCAGAUUGAUCGCCUAUAUCGUGCCAUUGGGUCUCGGAUUCCUCUGAGAACCAUUUGGAUGGGAUGCACAGUCAAACUCCUGGACUUUGUUGACAAACAUGAGGUUUCACUCUUAGGAUCAGAGACAGCAGUUCCAGGGUCCAUUCGAUAUCAGAAGAAAUCCAAUACGCUGCUUGUCCGCUGUAAGGACGGCUGGGUUGGGUUCAAAGCAGUGAUGUUAAAAAAAAGAUUGUCUGCAGCAGACUUCUACAACGGAUACCUUCACCAGAGUUUUCUGAAGAGACCCUCUGCUCAAUCAAACUGUUUGUUUCUCAGCAACAAAGACAAAAUUUCACCGUAUGUCAGAGGACAGGAUGAUAAAAAAUCAUUGCUGAAUGAGAUUGUUCUUUUCAAGAGUAUUCAUGCAUAAGUGAAUGUGUAAAUUUAUUCUAUUACUCACCGAUAAUGUAUGUUUUGUCUGUUUUAAGACAAAGACAAAAAUUAAUUUGUCGAACAUUAUG